Messenger RNA from Oppiella nova, 1023 nucleotides. Lineage: Eukaryota; Metazoa; Arthropoda; Arachnida; Sarcoptiformes; Oppiidae. The record is from the annotation of a GenBank genome assembly.
ACGGGAACAAAGAUCGGCUCCAGAUAUGAAGUGUGCGGACAGUUGGGUCACUACAAGGAAGUGUUCACUUGUGUGGACACGAGUGAUGGCAACCGAGAACUGGUCGUCAAAGUGGAGAGAAGUGAAGACACGAACCGUCUUCUCUCAGAACACAAGUUCUACACAAAGCUGUCGACAACUCCUUGUUUUGAUGUAGUGAUCGACUACUUGUGCGACCUGUCCUUCCGCUACCUCGUGAUGAAGCCUUUGGGACCAAAUCUGUACGACUUGUACCGACUCGAGGGGAAGGAGGCGCCGGACAACGACCACAACUGGCGAGUGAUGUUUGCGCUGAGAUAUGCCUCGCAAAUGGUGUCACGAGUGGCCAACUGUCACAUCAGACAAAUCAUUCACAGAGACAUCAAACCCGAGAACUUCGUGGUGGACGCCAUCGAUGAGAAGUACUUGUAUUUAAUUGACUUUAAUUUGGCCAAAGAGUACACAAACCCAUUGACGGGACACAUCCCGUACUGCAAGAGGAAUGCCGCCCAUUCUGUCGGUAACGUCCAGUUCCUGUCGAACAACGCACACGCGGGGGAACAACAGUCCCGAAGAGACGACUUGAUAUCUGUUGGCUAUUCGUUGGUGUGGUUGGCGAAGGGAUGCCUUCCGUGGUCUCACUUGUCUUCGCGAAAGUUUCCGAUGAGAAGCGAUUACUUGCGAGUUGUGGGCGAUAUGAAGACACUCUGCUCUCUGGACGAGCUCUGCGGUGGUCUCCCCUCUGCCUUCAGGCAGUAUAUGGAGUAUUGUCUGCGACUGGGGUUUGAAGAGCAGCCCAAUUACUUCCAUCUCAGGUCUCUCUUCGCUGAUUGUGUUGUGUCCGCGCGAAGUGAGACACAGACCCAGACAUCACUUGAACAGGCAUUCGAGGAUUACUUAACCAUUGACUCAAAGUUAGACAACAUUUCACCUCAUUUUAAGCGAAAAGUGUCUAAUAUUUACACCAAAUUCGGAACUCCUUCGCCGCCAAUGAUCUGCCCUUAA